AUGUACAAGGUGAGGCGGGAUCCGAUAAAGACCCCCGCCUCACCCCCGCGGUCGAAGUACCGCUCGCCGACGAGCACGAUGUACCAGGCAAAAUCGGAGAAGACGGACGAGGACGCGGGGCGGAGGUUGAACUUUAACACCAAGAAGCAAAACGCCAAAGCGAUCGUGGACAAAUCGCUGGGAGGAUACGUCGAAUACGUACAGGACGCGUCGAUCCUGAGCGACAGCGCAAUCGCGACGCUCACGGUGCUGACGCGAAAGAUACCCGAGGAGCUGAGCGAUUUUCACGACGGGGUGGUUGAGUUCCUUAAGAUGACAGACGAGCUACGCGACCUGCCGGGAUCGGAACGCGUGUUGAAAGGACGCGUCACGGACGCCAUGUUUAAGGAGGUGCGGUGGGCGAAGACGAUGCUGACGGAGUUUGAAAACAAGUUACCGUCCGCGAACGCGGGCCCCGCGGGUUGCUUGUUCGAUCCGAACACGAACUGGCUCGCGUCUCUGUUCGAGUCCGAGGAAGACGACGACACCGUGCACGACGAGAUGCUCGUCAAACUCCUGGACGUUUGCGACAGCUUGAAAAUUGUAGAGGAUAUAUUGUCGAGUCAGAUGCAUGUGCUGAAGUGGGACCUCUCGGAAGCACUCGAUCCGGACGACAUCGAACUCGCACUGCCGUCGGAUGACGAAGCGGAGGAACUCACGAAGGAGGAACGCGCGAAGAAAAAGUUGGAGAGAGAGAAGACGCUGAGGCAGAUGGAAAAGGUUCGGUCGAAGAUAGAGAAGAGGGAGAAGAAGGAGAUGGCUGGUGGGGGGGGAGGAUGUCUUUGCUUCGGAACUAAGAAGCAGGGCACGUCGCCACCGGAGACACCGAAAAAAGAUCAAGGCAAGGAAGACGAGCCUGAGGUUCUUUCGCUGUCCGCGUUGCGAAAGACCAAGACCAAGACAAAAGGACAGUAG
This is a messenger RNA of Micromonas pusilla CCMP1545, 954 nucleotides long. RefSeq lists its product as uncharacterized. The record is from RefSeq and is a predicted model, not a curated record. The transcript has a single exon. Bases 1 to 954 code for a protein of 317 amino acids. Lineage: Eukaryota; Viridiplantae; Chlorophyta; Mamiellophyceae; Mamiellales; Mamiellaceae.